Messenger RNA from Salvia splendens (bonfire salvia), 1620 nucleotides. RefSeq lists its product as uncharacterized. Lineage: Eukaryota; Viridiplantae; Streptophyta; Magnoliopsida; Lamiales; Lamiaceae. The coding region runs from base 1 to 1620 and encodes 539 amino acids. The record is from RefSeq and is a predicted model, not a curated record. The transcript is spliced from 3 exons.
AUGAGUAGAGGCUCGAGGUUCGGUUACUGGAACGAUACAUCUAAUUGUAGGGAUACGCAGACUAGUUGGCGGGCCAAGGAGAUAACCACCCCUGUUACUACCAGGUCCGGAUUAACCACGGCAAACCCAACACCUUCGAGUUCAGAAAAUAAGGCAGAGCCAGCCUCACCUGUUAAACUAGAAUCGGAAUUACCUCCGGAGUUUGAAGAGAAGCAGCCAGAAGUUAUGGCAGAGAUAGUGGAUAACGAUAUUGAGAUAGGAUCACUGAAUGCCCACCUCAAUGGUGAGCCAGCCCAGGCAAUAGUGGUCACGCCAGCACAGCUUGCGAUUGAAGUCAAGAAAAAUGUCUUAUCGGUGAUGCCACACUAUUAUGGGAGACCGACUGAGUGUCCAUAUGAGUUUCUGCAUGAAUUUUGCAAACUCUGCGGAAUCCAGAAGAGACCCCCUAGGUCAAUUGAAGAAGAUUAUAGGUUGCGUGCUCUUCCUUUCGCUCUAAGGGGGGAGACCAAUGCAAUUAAAAAAGAGAUCCAGGGGGCUAGGCAAGACUACGAUGAGACCCUUAGCCAAUAUUGGGCGCGCUUCAAGGGAUUGCUAGACUCAUGCCCAAAUAACCGUAUGGCUGAAGCAGAGGUAUACAACAUAUUUUACGGUGGGCUGACUCCAGAGUGCAAGGAUCUUGUAAACACAUCAAGCGGAGGAGAUUUUGCUAGGAGGCGUGUGAGUGAAGCCAAGGAUGUCUUAGAAAGUCUUAUUGGAGCCAAGAAAGCGUAUGAUUCCCCUCGUACUAUUCUUAGAAGGGGAAGUGUGGAUGCAGUGACGGUGCAAACUGAGGAUAGGAUGGACGCUAGGCUGGACAAAUUGGAGAAGGCGAUUGUGAGUGCUAUAGGAAAGAACAAUGCGCCGGCCCCUGUAGAAAAAGACAAGCAAUUACCAAGUCCAAAGGAGGGAUGUCAGAAUUAUGGUCCACAAGGAGAGAUGGAAUGUCAAGCCCAAGUGAGUGCAGUGGGUAACUGGAACCAAAAUAACCAGAACAGUAAUUGGCACCCUUGGAAGAUCAAGGAUGCUCCAUGGAGAGAUAAUCCAUGUUUCAGAUGGGCUGAUCGAAACCAGAAUCCACCUCCUGAACCGCAGACUACAAAUCCACCCGAAGGGCAAUCUAACUGGCCUAAUAAGAAUCAGGAGGGGCAAAAUUAUCAAUCUAAUUGGUCUGGCAGGAAUCAGGAAGGACAGAAUUUCCAGCAAAACUGGUCCAACAGGAAUCAGGAAGGACAGAACGACUGGGGAAAUAGGAAUCAAGGAAACCAAUCUAACUGGGUCAACAGGAAUCAGAACCAACCCUCAAGUAACUAUGUCCCACCCGGACAUAAUGAAAUAGAGGACACAGUCCAGCAGAAGGAAGAUAAUGAAAAAGGGGAAGCCGGAACAGGGGAUGAUCCGUCCUUCUUAAGCCCAAGAACUGAAGUGGAAAAUGAAGAAGUAAGGAAAGAAACUGGAGAGUUUUCCAAGGGAGAAUCCAACAGGGCAGUUAAGCCAUUUCCCUACCGUAGGGAAGCUAGAAAAAGGAAAGAUGAUCCAGUGAAUUUCAUGGAAAUUUUUGGUAAGCUGGAAAUCAACCUGUGA